GAUAUCAACAAAGGUUUACCCAUCGAUUAUAAAAGCGGCUCAGCCUGCUCAACACCCACAAAAGACACACUCAAAGGUUACGAGCGCAGCACGAACAAUUGCAUGGGACCCGUGCUUCCACCGCGCAGCGUCAUGAGCGGCCUGCCCGCGCAUCACUAUUCGACACCGAUGAACUUCCGCAAAGGUUUGGCGGCGCGCUGGCAUCGUUGGCGAUGUGCGCUCAACAUUUGUUUGGCGGUAUUUGCGUUACUUGGCCUGAUUUCCAUAGUUCUAUAUGUUUCCGGUGUGCUACACUUAUCCAUCGACGAACCACGCACAAUUCUAGUCGGCAAUGAGGCAUCCGAGGUGACGGCCGCCAAAAGCACUAAUACGGAUCUAACGAAAUUCGGACAACCCACCACGGUCACUGCAUCAACGGCAACCUCAUCGCUCUCUUCGAUAUCGGCAUCACAAGCGGCAGCGGCGCAGGCGGCAGCAGCGGCUUCAGCGGCAAUUAACGGCAAUGGUGGCUUGUUGGGUGGCAGUGGCAUUAAUGGUGGUAGUGGUAUUGGUGGUGGCACCUCACCAUCAUCCACUGCCUACCAAUCGCCAGCAUCAGCGUCCUCAGCUGUAGCCGCCAUUGGUACGCCGGGAGCAGUUGCAUCUUCACCCUCAUCAUCGCUGUCCUCAUCGCUGGCAAAUGCCAAUAAUGGAGGCAUCAGAUAUGAAGUGCUGCCAGCAGCAGAUAUGCGCGCCACAUGGUCGCACUGGAAGCGCGUGGACGCGCACAAAACAACCCAACAAAAGUGGAAGCACUUAACAAAGGAUAACGCAGCACCAGCAACAGCGGCAGUGACACACCUGUCAACUGUCGCACAACGCAAAGGGCUUCAACAACAAAAAUACGCAAGCAGUGAUGACUGGGCAGCGGUAGUGGCAACUAGCGGUGGUAACAAGUGGCAAAAACACAAGCAGCACAUCAAACGCCAGCAGCAGCAAAAUCGUAAACUCCAAACGCCAUUGCUGUCGCGGCAACAACAACAUGGCGUGCGCAAGAAACGUUAUCGACGGAGUUUAAUGACAGACCAAAGUUUCGCAAGCAUCGACUUAAUUACAAAAACUCUCGAAGAGUAUGAUGAUAUGAAUUGGCGCGACGAAGGCAAUAACGGCAAAAAGAACAAAGUCACUGAACGCAACUGGGAAAAUGGUGGUGGCUUAAAUGAUGAAAAUGCAAAGCACAGCGGCAGUAAUACGCGCACUGACGACAAUAGUGAGAAGGUCGCUGACAGCUUUGAAGUUGUUGAAAACGCAAAGCUCAUAACGCCGGAGUUGGAGUUGGACGCAAAGAUGAUUGAAUUGGCCGCGCUACCAGUAGAGGAAGAAAUGCUUGCAAAUAUGAGCGCGCGGCUCUCGGAAGUGCGGAAAAUGGAAGAUCUUGACAUUCCUGCACACGCACAAAGGCAAGUAAGUGAUACAGCGGCUGACGCUGAGGGCGGAAACUUAAGCAAAAUACCUUCGACGGACGCUGAGGUGGGUACGUCUAGUGACAGCGCAACAUUGACGCAUUCAAUCCAAGCGACUAUCAAUGCAACGCAGACUACAGCAAGUGAUGAAGGUAAUGCGCUGCCAACAAAUCUAUUAACAGCCACAAAUAUGCGUUGUCAAACACCAGAAAAAGGAGGCGCGCAACAUAAAUGUCAAAUGAACGCGCUACCUGACAUCAAAGGUGAAAGUAAUUUUGUGGCGACGGCGGAAAAGCGCGAAAAUGAAGUUAAAGACGAAAGUAAGCAUGUCCUAGAUAUGAGCGCUUACAGCGCGCAAAGUGAUUAUGAUAACAACAAUAACAAGAAUGCACCCAACAGUAAUCAAACGCCAGUAAAACCUGGCGGCGUUGCCACAGCACAAACUUUGCAAAUCAAUAACGUAUUAGGUCUCAAUCAAAGCACUAAUAAUGACAAAAAAAUUGCUGUCUCCAUUGAAGUUGAAGCUGAGGAAGAAGCAUCUUCUAGCGCUUUCGAAUAUGAUGACGACGCGUCUGAUGAACAGCAUAUCGGUGAUACAUUGACGACCAUUGCCAAAGUUUUAUCAAAGGCUUUUGAGGAUAAAAAUAAUGAAGUGGCAAUGUUGAUAGAAAAGAAGACGGACGCGACGCACGAAAAUGACGCGAAAAUAUACGAGGCGGCAGGGAGAAUGCCAUCAAAGACAGUUCAAAGAGAACUAAACGUAGACGCUGGGCGUGCGUCUGACGUAAUCGCUACCUUGGCAACACCGCCCGCGUCUACAUUGGUCCCCAGUGACAUUUAUAAUGUGGCUUAUAGUGAUAUUGAUUACGUUGAAGGUAACACGCAGCGACAAGGAAAAGACUUUAGCGCGGCGCUUGUUAACAAAGUAAACAGAAGAAAACUAAGUCCAUUUAAAGCGACGACUGAAAUUAAUGAGAUAUCGAUGACAACAGACGCGCCAUUUAGCAAACAUGAAGCAAAAAUGCGUGGCGCGGCAGUUGAAAAGUGGAAAAAAGCCUACAAGGCAGGCAGGAGCAAUUUGCAUGGCCACAAGGUGUACGCGCCAGCACAUAGUAAGAAACUUAAAAAGCAAAUGGGGCGCGCGCUACACGCACCUGACCACGUUUUGACGACAGCAUCGAGGAUAGCGCAAUUGGUUGAUGCGAUUAUUAAUGAUGAUAAUCAAAUUGACAGGCCACCAGCAAUGGCCGCGCAAAAGGAUGAGGAGGCCAAAGAAGGCGCAGAACAAGUGUCAGUCAAUAACGAAUGCGGCGAUGCUGCGGAAAUUGACAAAAACGUCGCAGCAAAUGAUGAUAAUAAAAUAGGCGGCGGCACGACAAAAAAGUCGCACAACGAAAUGAAAGAAAGAACAAGCGCACCAGAAACUACCACGUGCAGCAGCCACUCGCAUGAUUUUGAUGAUGCAAAUGAUUUUCAAAUCAAUCGCCAUAAUAGAGCGGCAAAUGACGCGUUGAGUGAUAGUGAAAGCGAUAUGCUCAUAGCUGCAACUGAUGAUAACAAUAAUGAGCGCGAUUUAGUUGACAGCUAUGAUGAUGGCGACUAUGACGCGCACACGCCACAGCCACCAUCGCCGGCACUGGAGUUGUCCGCAGGCACGUCAAAUGUCAUAAAAAUUGAUAAAUCCGAAAGGAAUGAGCAAAAACAGCAGCAGCAGCAGCAGCCGCCGAGUGGAGAAUAUGUUGAAAAGCAGGAUGCAAGGAGCACGCGCGCGGAAUGGCAAGAAAAUCAAGCGCCUGGACGAGAACUGGAAAUUAAACUAAACGGAAGUCAAACACAAAAUGGACGCGCUACAACGAUUGAGCAAAAUACAGCAAUUGCUGGUGUGCAUGUCGACGCUGAUGGCGUUGAUGACGUUGAGACAACCACCACAACCACAACCAAACAAACAAUAAUGGUAACAGCUGAUGAACGACAAACGAUGGAGAUAAAUGAGCUCACGUCAGUGGCAAGAAAAUCAGCUGCCGAAAGAGGCGACCGACGAAAAAGUGAUUUAGAGGUUUUUGGUGGAGAUGGAAAUGAAAAUGGAGCGGAAGUAGAAGAAGAUGUCGCGGCAGCUAAAGACCAAGCAAAUGUUAAAGCGCCAGUGGCAGCGACAGAAUCAGAAACGGAAACCGUAGCAGAAAGAGGCUACUCGCAAAUGACCGACAUAGAAGUAGUAGAUGGAGCAGGAAAUUUCCCACAAUCUGGCACCACUGAACACAUUAACGCCACAGUGUUGCAUGCUAGCUUAGUUGGAGAGUAUGCCUGCGGCAAUGCAAGUAGUAAUUCUAAUGACUAUGGUAAUCUUAGCCUCUACUCAGAGUUGAUCACAGGUAGUUUGGGUCAAAUGAGUUAUGGCAAACUAGGCAAGUACUCGGAUCGUCGCUCUCAGCGGUGA
This is a messenger RNA of Rhagoletis pomonella (apple maggot), 3879 nucleotides long. Its product is annotated as platelet binding protein GspB-like. Bases 103 to 3879 code for a protein of 1258 amino acids. The transcript has 5 exons. The record is from RefSeq and is a predicted model, not a curated record. Lineage: Eukaryota; Metazoa; Arthropoda; Insecta; Diptera; Tephritidae.